AAAACUAGAAAAGGGCUUCCCAAUUUAUAUAUAGUUGGAGAACGUUUGCUUGUUUAGAGUAUCUGUGAGAGAAGGACACUCUCGAAAGUUUUACAAAGUUCUCUCUCUCUCGAAAAAAGAAGGAGAAUAUCUCAUCUGUAACACUUUCCCUCACGAACGCGAGGGAGGAUCUCUUCAACGACGACGAUUCCUUUUCUUCUUCUCGUUUAUUGUAGUGAUUCCGAAUAUUCCAGACAAUGCCCGAUGGGCACAGAAUGGGGUGACAGUUGCUGGAGACCAUGGACGAGGCAAUGCCACCAAUCAACUCUACUACCCUGAAGGUCUCUUCGUUGAUGAUGAUCAAACAAUAGUCAUUGCUGACACGUGGAAUCAUCGUAUCAUCCAAUGGAAGAUAGGUGAUACGCAUGGACAAGUAGUAGCAGGUGGCAAUGGCGAAGGAAAUCGAUUGGAUCAAUUGAAAUAUCCAACCGAUGUGUUGAUCGACAAAGAGACGGAUAGUGUCAUUAUUUGUGAUUGGCUGAAUCGACGAGUCGUACGAUGGUCUCGUCGUAAUGGCACAGCUCAAGGAGAAAUCAUCAUCAACAACAUCACGUGCUGGGGAUUGGCCAUGGAUGAUCAGACAUAUCUCUACAUCUCUGACAUCAGAGAACAUGAAGUAAGACGAUAUCAAAUAGGAGACAAGAAUGGAAUUAUUGUAGCUGGUGGUAAUGGCGCAGGUGCUGGUCUCAAUCAACUCGACUGGCCGACCUGUGUCUUCGUCGAUCGACAACACACUGUCUACGUGUCAGACAGCAACAAUCAUCGUGUGAUGAAAUGGAAUAAUGGUGCAAAAGAAGGAAUUGUCGUAGCUGGAGGUCCAGGCAAAGGGAAUACAUUGACACAAUUGUCGAAUCCUUACGGACUGUUCGUCGAUACGUUAGGUACCCUCUAUGUGGCAGACUGGCCGAAUCAUCGAGUGAUGCGUUGGCCUGAAGGAGCAAAACAGGGCACUGUCAUUAUGGGUGGAAAUAGCUCAGGAGCAGAAGCUAAUCAGUUCAACUGGCCCAGAGGUUUGUCCUUCGAUCGAUAUGGCAAUCUCUAUGUCGUCGAUGAGAAUAAACAUCGUGUUCAAUGUUUUUCAAUCGAAUAG
Rotaria sp. Silwood1 is the source of this 1129-nucleotide messenger RNA. Lineage: Eukaryota; Metazoa; Rotifera; Eurotatoria; Philodinida; Philodinidae. The record is from the annotation of a GenBank genome assembly.